Neofelis nebulosa (Clouded leopard) is the source of this 12730-nucleotide messenger RNA. It is a transcript of the gene KCNMA1, whose product is annotated as potassium calcium-activated channel subfamily M alpha 1. Gene Ontology annotation, molecular function: large conductance calcium-activated potassium channel activity. Gene Ontology annotation, cellular component: postsynaptic membrane. Gene Ontology annotation, biological process: transmembrane transport; potassium ion transport. The record is from RefSeq and is a predicted model, not a curated record. NCBI's taxonomy places the organism in Eukaryota, Metazoa, Chordata, Mammalia, Carnivora, Felidae. Bases 781 to 4731 code for a protein of 1316 amino acids. The transcript is spliced from 31 exons.
GCGCCGAAGAGGCUCGGGCGGCGAGGACGGGGACGAGGAGGAGCCGGAGGAGGCGAGGAGGAAGAGCGAGGGGAGGCCGAGGAGGCUCAGCGGCGUGGCAACGCGGCUCGGGGAUCCCUCGGGGCAUGGGCUAGCGGCCGCGGCGGCCUGGCAGCGGGACGCAGUGGACCUUCCGUGGCCCGGCGCGUGCAGGGGCGGCGAGCCGGAGCCGAGCGCAGCCGGGGACCGCGGGCUGGCGUGGGGGUGUCCCGGCGGAGGGGGCUGAUUACCCGUUAUUAACUAGUUGCCACCUAAUAAGCCAGGAGCGGCGGGUGAGCGGCGCGGGCUGCGCGCGGGGAGGGUCCCGGGCCGGAGCGCAGCGCACUCGCGUGGCGCACGGCGGGCCGGCGCGCAGAGCCGGGGCGGGCCCGGGGGCGGCGCAGACCCCGGGCGCGGGCGGCCCGCGGCGCCCCCUCGCUCUCCGCGCUCGGGGCCGGCACAGCCCCGGGCGAGCGGGGCGCGGGCCGGGGCGGGGAGCUGCCCGCGCGCUCCAUCCCCUCCCCCCCGGGCGGGCGGCCGGGGGGAGGGCGGGCGGCGGCGGCCCGCCGUAUAUAUCUCGGCGCACCCCGCCAGGUCGCGCACAGCGCCCCGAGCCCAGGCGCCUCCCCGCCCCCUCCCCGCGCUCCGCGGCGGCGGCGGCGGCAGCAGUAGCAGCAAUAUGGCUGUUGAUGGGUGUUCGGGGUGGCGCUGGCGGCGGGAGGAGCUCCCCCGAGCCCCUGCGCCGGCUGCCCGUUGCUAGCUAUGGCAAAUGGUGGCGGCGGCGGCGGCGGCAGCAGCGGCGGCGGCGGCGGCGGCGGAGGCAGCAGUCUUAGAAUGAGUAGCAAUAUCCACGCGAACCAUCUCAGCCUAGACGCGUCCUCCUCCUCCUCCUCUUCCUCCUCCUCCUCUUCCUCCUCCUCCUCCUCUUCCUCCUCGUCCUCGGUCCACGAGCCCAAGAUGGAUGCGCUCAUCAUCCCGGUGACCAUGGAGGUGCCGUGCGACAGCCGGGGCCAGCGCAUGUGGUGGGCUUUCCUGGCCUCCUCCAUGGUGACUUUCUUCGGGGGCCUCUUCAUCAUCUUGCUCUGGCGGACGCUCAAGUACCUGUGGACCGUUUGCUGCCACUGCGGGGGCAAGACGAAGGAGGCCCAGAAGAUUAACAAUGGCUCGAGCCAGGCGGAUGGCACUCUCAAGCCAGUGGACGAAAAAGAGGAGGCAGUGGCAGCCGAGGUCGGCUGGAUGACCUCUGUGAAGGACUGGGCGGGGGUGAUGAUAUCUGCCCAGACACUGACUGGCAGAGUCCUGGUUGUCUUAGUCUUUGCUCUCAGCAUUGGUGCACUUGUAAUAUACUUCAUAGAUUCGUCAAACCCAAUAGAAUCCUGCCAGAAUUUCUACAAAGAUUUCACAUUACAGAUCGACAUGGCUUUCAACGUGUUCUUCCUUCUCUACUUUGGCUUGAGGUUUAUUGCAGCCAACGAUAAGCUGUGGUUCUGGCUGGAAGUGAACUCUGUGGUAGAUUUCUUCACGGUUCCCCCAGUGUUUGUGUCUGUGUACUUAAACAGAAGUUGGCUUGGUUUGAGAUUUUUAAGAGCUCUCAGACUGAUACAGUUUUCAGAAAUUUUGCAGUUUCUGAAUAUCCUUAAAACAAGUAAUUCCAUCAAGCUGGUGAAUCUGCUCUCCAUAUUUAUCAGCACAUGGCUAACAGCAGCUGGGUUCAUCCAUUUGGUGGAGAAUUCAGGGGACCCAUGGGAAAAUUUCCAAAACAACCAGGCUCUUACGUAUUGGGAAUGCGUCUAUUUACUCAUGGUCACAAUGUCCACUGUUGGCUAUGGGGAUGUUUACGCAAAAACCACACUUGGACGCCUCUUCAUGGUCUUCUUCAUCCUCGGGGGACUGGCAAUGUUUGCCCGCUACGUGCCCGAAAUUGCUGCUCUCAUCCUGAAUCGGAAUAAAUUCGGCGGGACUUUUAACAAACAUGGAGGCAGAAAGCACAUUGUGGUCUGUGGACACAUCACUCUGGAGAGUGUUUCCAACUUCCUGAAGGACUUCCUGCACAAGGACCGGGAUGAUGUCAACGUGGAGAUUGUCUUUCUUCACAACAUUUCCCCUAACCUGGAGCUAGAAGCUCUGUUCAAACGACAUUUUACUCAGGUGGAAUUUUAUCAGGGUUCAGUCCUCAAUCCACAUGAUCUUGCAAGAGUCAAGAUAGAGUCAGCAGAUGCGUGCCUAAUCCUUGCCAAUAAGUACUGCGCUGACCCUGAUGCUGAAGACGCCUCCAAUAUCAUGAGAGUAAUCUCCAUAAAGAACUACCAUCCGAAGAUAAGGAUCAUCACUCAGAUGCUGCAGUAUCACAACAAGGCGCAUCUGCUAAACAUCCCAAGCUGGAACUGGAAAGAGGGGGAUGAUGCAAUCUGCCUCGCAGAGCUGAAGCUGGGGUUCAUAGCCCAGAGCUGCCUGGCUCAAGGCCUCUCCACCAUGCUCGCCAACCUCUUCUCCAUGAGGUCAUUCAUAAAGAUUGAGGAAGACACGUGGCAGAAAUACUACUUGGAAGGAGUCUCAAAUGAAAUGUACACAGAAUAUCUCUCCAGUGCCUUCGUGGGUCUGUCCUUCCCUACUGUUUGUGAGCUGUGUUUUGUGAAGCUCAAGCUCCUGAUGAUAGCCAUUGAGUACAAGUCCGCCAACCGAGAGAGCCGUAUAUUAAUUAAUCCUGGAAACCAUCUUAAGAUCCAAGAAGGUACUUUAGGAUUUUUCAUCGCAAGUGAUGCCAAAGAAGUUAAAAGGGCAUUUUUUUACUGCAAGGCCUGUCAUGAUGACAUCACAGAUCCCAAAAGAAUAAAAAAAUGUGGCUGCAAACGGCCCAAGAUGUCCAUCUACAAGAGAAUGAGACGGGCAUGUUGUUUUGAUUGCGGACGUUCUGAGCGUGACUGCUCAUGCAUGUCAGGCCGUGUGCGUGGUAACAUGGACACCCUUGAGAGAACCUUCCCACUUUCUUCUGUCUCUGUUAAUGAUUGCUCCACCAGUUUCCGUGCCUUUGAAGAUGAGCCGCCAUCAACACUGUCCCCCAAAAAAAAGCAACGGAACGGAGGCAUGCGGAACUCACCAAGCUCCUCACCCAAGCUGAUGAGGCAUGACCCCUUGUUAAUUCCUGGCAAUGAUCAGAUUGACAACAUGGACUCUAACGUGAAGAAGUAUGAUUCUACCGGCAUGUUUCACUGGUGCGCACCCAAGGAGAUAGAGAAAGUCAUCCUGACUCGAAGUGAAGCCGCCAUGACCGUCCUGAGCGGCCACGUCGUGGUCUGCAUCUUUGGUGAUGUCAGCUCAGCCCUGAUUGGCCUCCGGAACCUGGUGAUGCCACUCCGUGCCAGCAACUUUCAUUACCACGAGCUCAAGCACAUCGUGUUUGUGGGCUCCAUUGAGUACCUCAAGCGGGAAUGGGAGACGCUUCAUAACUUUCCCAAAGUGUCCAUAUUGCCUGGUACGCCAUUAAGUCGGGCUGAUUUAAGGGCCGUCAACAUCAACCUCUGUGACAUGUGCGUUAUCCUGUCAGCCAAUCAGAAUAAUAUUGAUGAUACUUCGCUGCAGGACAAGGAAUGCAUCUUGGCGUCACUCAACAUCAAAUCUAUGCAGUUUGAUGACAGCAUCGGGGUCUUGCAGGCUAAUUCCCAAGGGUUCACACCUCCAGGAAUGGACAGAUCCUCUCCAGAUAACAGCCCAGUGCACGGGAUGUUACGCCAACCAUCCAUCACGACUGGGGUCAACAUCCCUAUCAUCACUGAACUAGCUAAACCUGGCAAGUUGCCUUUGGUAUCAGUCAAUCAGGAAAAAAACAGUGGGACGCACAUUCUAAUGAUAACUGAACUGGUGAACGAUACUAAUGUUCAGUUUUUGGACCAAGACGAUGAUGACGAUCCCGACACAGAACUGUACCUCACGCAGCCAUUUGCAUGCGGGACAGCAUUUGCAGUCAGUGUCCUGGACUCGCUCAUGAGUGCGACAUACUUCAAUGACAAUAUCCUUACACUAAUCCGGACGCUGGUGACUGGAGGAGCCACGCCAGAGCUCGAGGCUCUGAUUGCCGAGGAGAAUGCACUUCGAGGGGGCUAUAGCACCCCCCAGACGCUGGCCAACAGGGACCGUUGCCGCGUGGCCCAGUUAGCGCUGCUGGAUGGGCCCUUUGCGGACCUGGGGGAUGGUGGUUGUUAUGGUGAUCUGUUCUGCAAAGCUCUGAAAACGUAUAAUAUGCUUUGUUUUGGAAUUUACCGGCUGAGAGAUGCUCACCUCAGCACCCCCAGCCAAUGCACGAAGAGGUACGUCAUCACCAACCCCCCGUACGAGUUUGAGCUCGUGCCGACAGACCUGAUCUUCUGCUUGAUGCAGUUUGACCACAACGCCGGCCAGUCCCGGGCCAGCCUCUCCCAUUCCUCCCACUCGUCCCAGUCAUCCAGCAAGAAGAGCUCCUCCGUGCACUCCAUCCCAUCCACCGCAAACCGACCCAACCGACCCAAGUCCCGGGAGUCCCGAGACAAACAGAAUGCAACAAGGAUGAAUAGAAUGGGCCAAGCAGAAAAGAAAUGGUUUACAGAUGAACCGGAUAAUGCCUAUCCCAGAAACAUUCAAAUCAAGCCCAUGAGUACCCACAUGGCUAACCAGAUCAACCAAUAUAAAUCCACAAGCAGCUUGAUCCCACCAAUCAGAGAAGUUGAAGAUGAAUGUUGACUUCCAGGAGACCAGAACUCUUUUUUUAAAGCCUGACAAACUUCAUAAAUGGUGAUGUGACUUUUCUUCCUCUUACAUGCUGAAUCACUGGUGGAAACGUUAGGAUAAGUGAGAAGUGCAAGAAAAAUAAAGUAGACAGAUCUUUCUCUUUGUCUGCCUUGAAUAUUGCUUCCAUGUAUUUUGGAAAAGAAAAUGAUUUCAUUUAUAAAUGAACAUAUUAAAAUAGUCAUGUAUAGCCUCUAGCAUUUUAAAUUAUUUUUAUUUAUUAGAAAGAAAAUAUAUUUUUUCUUUUUUUUUCAUUGUCAAAUAUCUUCCCUGUAUCCAAACAAUGCAAAAUCAAAAUGAGUAAGUGGCCAGACUCCUUAAUAUGUAUUUCUCUUCUUUCUGUCUUUUUCUUUGAGGAGAAUGAUGGUCACCACCACAAUUGAUCGUAAUGAAGGCAAAUGGAUUGCUAAAACAAUUUUAAAAUGGUCCAAUGAUGUAAACAUGUAUGUUAGUAAAUUCAUAUAAGAAGACAAAAGGGGGCAGGUGAAUUUCCUGGAUGGGUGUGUAUUUUAGCUGCACUGACACCAGCUCUUAAUAAAUGGAAACUUAUUUAUUUUCACAGUUGAAAGUCAUAUUUUUGUAGUUUUAGUUUUCAUUCUGUAUUUCUCCUCCCUUUGUUCGUAUAUUUAAAGGGAAGACCUUCUUGCAGCUUUGCUACAAUUGCCAGAUCAGGUUUAUCCAGCCAACUAACGAUGCCAGGAGGGGCGUGAGCACGCCUGGGACGUGGAAGUUGAGGACCAGACGCACACAAGAUAUUGCUCUGUUUGUUGUUCUGAUGGUGGGGACUCCUCCAUGCUGUUAUGCUUCCCAUUCCCUAUCUCCAAACCACCUGCGCAAGUACAGUCAUUUCAACUCUGGGAGGCUCUGGUGGGCUUUCUCCCCACUCCUCAAAUCUCAGAGCUUCUAGCCUGAAAGUUUGUGAACACCAAUGGGUAGUUCCACUUAAUAAUAGGAUAUGAUAAUGCAAUCAUUCUUUUCACUGAGUUUUUGUUAAAAAGUCAGAACAUUGUCAUGAUCAAAGGGACUACUUUUUCCCAGAUUUUAUUUUUUCCAGCCUUCCUUUAGUUGCUGGGACAAAACACACAAACUAGCUGCGACAGUGUAAAACAUAAUAACGACAAAAGGAAAGCAAUGAAUGCGCUCAAUACAGACUGUUAGAAAAGGCCUUUGAAAAUGACCAGCAAUGAAAUCAAAUGUAUCAGCCACUUCCAACUGUGCUCAAAGAUUUUUCUAGCCAUCAGACACAAUUACCAAGUCUCAGAGCUCUGCUGUGGCUUGCAUGCUCUCUGUCCCGGCAACUGUUACGUUCCAAACGAUUUAGCAAAUCUUUCAACUUCAAAAUGAUCAAUCUUUUAUACAAUCAUCAGGGUCUAUGAGAAGCAUGGAUGUGAUAGUGAUAUUUCUUUUCUUAAAAAUGUCAACUGUGGACACUCAAAGAAUCCAAACUUACUAAAAUAUCCCCCAAAGUCCCAUGGUAUCUAUUCCAUUAAUUCUUUAGGCCAUGACCCUGUGGUACUUAGUACAUUAGUGCAAAUCAGAUCAGAGCCAAGCAACGAAAUCACCAUGAAAACAUAUGUCCACUAAGUACUCCAAUUACCAGUGUAGGCAAAAUGGCUUCCACCUCCGUCUAUUCCCUGCAGAGCCAAUGUAGUUGUGCUUCCGCCUUGUAGGGGCCGUCCUGAAGUGACUUGUCAGACUGUGGUUACCCUGUCGUCACAUUUUGUAGAACUAGUUCUAUAAAAGUAUUGUGAAUAUAAUGUAUGUCCAAUUGGAUUGUUUAAAAACUACUUAUAACCAAUCACUAGUCUACACAGCAGACUAAAAUGACGUCAGCAGUCUAUCUUCAGGCUUAUGAAUAUUUCCUGGUUUCCAACAGUAGAAUGGGUUUGUGGGGAGAAUCCCUUGUGAGGAUUUUACCACUUUCCUGAAAGCUAUGCCUUCUUCUACAUAAUGAUUUUGCAUUGGGGUCACCUUAGUACAUUCACAGCAAUCCACGCUCUUCUUUCCUUCAUGAACCUUGGUGGACUCUUCUUCACUCUUCUUCCUGAUAACCAUUUCUGAAUUUGUUAUAACUAUUUGGUAUCCUAUGGGGCAGGUGAUGAUGGCCACCUAAAUGAUCUUUCCUUAGGGAAACACAGUGUCCCAUGCCUCUCAAACCCAUCUCUUCAGCCAAGUCGGUCUGGAAGCAGACGUGUAAACUCCGUGACCAUCAUGGCCAGAGAUAUGAAUCUAAAUUUCUUUUCUUUUCUUUUCUUUCUCUUCUCUUCUCUUCUCUUCUCUUCUCUUCUCUUCUCUUCCCUUUCCUGUCCUUUCCUUUCCUUCCCUUUCCUUUCCUUUUUUCUUCCCUUCUCUUCUCUUUCCUCUUCUCUUCUCUUCUCUUCUCUUCCCUUCCCUUCCCUUUCCUUUCCUUUCCUUUCCUUUUUUAUUCUCUUCUCUUCCCUUUUCUUUCCUUUCCUUUUUUCUUCUCUUCUCUUCCCUUCCCUUCUCUUUCCUCUUCUCUUCUCUUCUCUUCUCUUCCCUUCCUGUUCCUUUCCUUUCCUAUCCUUUCCUCUUCUCUUCUCUUCUUCUUUCUUUUCCCUUCUCUUCCCCCUUCCCCUCCUCUACCUUCCCCUCCAUUCCUCUUCUCUCAUCUCCUCUCCUCUUCUCUCUUCUCUUCUUUUCUUUUCAUUCAAGUAUAGUUGGAAGAAAUUUUUUCUCUUGACCAAAAUGGCUAAGAUGUUUCCCACCAGCAAAGAGCUGCCCCCAAAAACUAAUUGGCAGGAAUCUAUUUUUUCUUCUAAGGUAGAGCAGCAAGCUCAUGCAGUUUUGCUUUUGCAAUAAUGAACUGUUCUCAAACAGAAAAUAAAAGCAAGCUUUACUUUUUUAUUGAGAAAGUGUGCAAAGUGACUGGUUGGUGGCUCUUUUGGCAAAAACUGGUGCCUAGUAGGUUAAAAGUGACACAAGAACAGAAACAAGAUUGUAUGACCACUGAAGGGCUCAAGCCAAUGCUAGAGCUUCCUGAUUAGUUUCUAUGUGUUGAGCUCUCUGACUGGGAAGAGGUAAUCAUUCUACCCCACUGUGACAAACCCGCUCCCACAUUUUCUGAUUAAAUUAUCAGCAGCCAAUGAUAGUCAUCAUUGGUACAGUCUGUCUUGUAAGACUAUGAUCUCCCAUCCCAGUUUAGGGUUCCAGAAAAGUCCUUUACCCAAACUAAAGACUCUUGGGUGCUUUGGGAAUCAAAGACUCACCAAGAGGCUAUUUUAAAACCACCUAUUUAUAAAACGUCAUCACCACCAUCACCUUUCUUAUUAAGAAAACUUUUGUUUUCAUCUAAGCAAUUUUAUAUUUAAAAAUAUCACCUUGAACCAAUAUAAAGUACUUCAAAUGUAAGUGAUCAUGACUAAGGCAUGUUGGGGGACACCCAGAGCUCUUUCUUUCCAAAGGUUGGGCAUCUUAUGAUGUAUUUUGUGCAAAACUUUAUUGAAAACUUUAAAAAAAAAAACAGGGAAUUAGAACUGUUCAGUUAGGAUUAGAAAGAGGGAAAUUGAGAAAACAUUAGAAAAUUGGGAAUGUUUUCUUUUUUAAUAUUUUUAUGUAUUUUGAGAGGCAGAGAGAGAGAGGGAGAGAGAGAGAGAGAAAUAGAACAAGUGGAGGAGGGGCAGAGAAAAAGGGAGAGAGAGAAUCCUAAGCAGGCUCUGCAAUGUCAGGACAGAACCCAGAUGCAGGCCUUCAUCUCUUGAACCAUGAGAUCAUAACCUGAGCUGAAGUCAAGAGUCAGAUGCUUAACCAGCUGAGCCACCCAGGCACACCUAAAAUUGAGGUUGAAAAGAGAAAAAGUGCAACUUCCUUUCUUGUGGUUUAAUAUGAGUACUCAAGAACUAUGUCUACAAAUAACCAGCUAUGUGAGGAUGUUCUUGAAACCCCUGGAGUCCCAGGGACCUCAUUUGGAAAUGAGAGAGAUUCAUCUAAAUGGCCUCCCUUCCAGGUCUGGGAAGCUGUGAGCUUGCUUGGGAGUGGGAGCAUGGGAACAGCCUGUGGAGACAACCUUGUCUUGUGCUGGAAUGACGGUCCUCUUGCUGCAGUACUCAAGUGAUACUCCUGCGAGUAGUGUGCAGUUUCUGCUCUAGAAACGUGGGAAUUAAGUUCAUUCCUCAUUCCUCCAUCUUAUGCUUUGGAGUCUCCUUAGGUUCAAAAUGCAAUUUCAGACUUCAAGUUCUCUUGGGUCAUGGUGUGGUCCAGACUUUUCUCUGUGUUCCCAGGGUCUUCGCCAUCUCAUCCCUACCUACCUUUUCUCUUGGCACCAGCCUCAAGUUCUAGUCAAUUCAUUCAUCUCUAACCCAUCUCUCCAGUUUUCAAUAUGUAGUGACAAGCUCUGACCCCUGGAUUUCUGGGAUUUUUCCUCAUUUUUAUUUCCACAAGUGGAUCUGGGCUUUAGGAAGCAACUGUCUCACUUCUCACUUCAUUUCCUGUCCUGUUUAUUUGAUUUGUUUUCUUCCAUCUUAGUAUUCCUUUCAUGGUAUACCAUCUCUGUUACUUACAUUCAUAAGUAUAAUUUUGAUCUAUCAUUCUUAAUUUUCAAUGAGAAUCUCAGUAAAUGAAGAAAGGAAGGAAAGAGCAAAAGGAGGAAGAGAGGUAGGGAGACAGAGGAAAAAAAGAAUAUCAAACCAACUGAUUUGAACAUGAGCCACCUUACUCAUAGAAGAACAAGCAAAUCCACUCAACUUGGACAUGGUGGUCCAUUGCAAAAUUUGUCAGUUUUCUAUUCAGUCCCUAAAGUCUAUUUUCUAUUCUGUUCCUCUUUGCAGCUUUUGGAAUGAUGGUAAAAUCACCAAUCACUGUGGUCUUUGAAAGGGACUUUUUUAUUUAGGGCUUGACUCAUCCUCUUUAAAAAGCAAAGGGAACUGAGGUUUCAUUUGAAACUCACCUGGUAAAUUCCCUUUCUGCUGCUCCUCCCCUACUCACCCCAUGUUCUCAAAGUACAUUUAUUUUUCUAUUCAGCAGAGAUGAUUUGACACUCAAAUCCCAUGGUCAUGUAAGGCAGUGAUACAGCCCUUUGGAUUUGUUAAUGGAAAGUGGUAAAUAGAAACAAUUUCCGGCCAGUUUGUAUGAGUGUGGCCAUAUUGGAUUUUUAAGUGAAGUCUACUCUGAUUGGUUGUUGCCCAUGCAAUACCAGUUGUUCAUAUUUUCAAAAUUGCCAUAAAAUAAGACAGUUCAGAAAAUCCUUUUAUGCUUAAUUUUAUUUCCCAAGGAACUACAGACCCUACUUAGCCAUUGCUUGGAACACAUUCAGAAAGUAGCCUGUCUGCCCCGACGCAGAAACCCUUUAGCUGUACACCAGUUGGAGACUGCAUUAUACCACAGCCUCAUGUGGUUAGACUGGGGAAGGAAUGUUGAAUUAGACUAUCUGUACCAGGCCUUCUUUUUUUGCUUCAUUUUUUGAAAAAGGGCCUGAGACUCAAGUAUCUUAAGCCAAGUCAGGACAUGCAUCUAGGAGCUAGGAAGAAUGAACAAAAACAAAAUGAUAUAAAUAGGAUUUUCAAGCACCAUCAGCUAGGGGCAGGUGUGUGGUGGCAAGAGUUAGUGCUUUAGAAAGGAAGGAAAUGUUGCAUUGAAUUAUACGGGUUGGGAAGAAUACAGAGUGAUAUAAUGCUUGAUGGGUUUUGGAGGUAUUUCAAUAGGAAAUAGAUGCCUGGAGAAAUCAAGAGAAUGAAGGUUUUCCAGAAAGAGGUGAUUUAAUGGGCCAUGGCUCAUUGGACGGAAUGUGAUUUCAAUACACAGUCUAUUUUGUCUACGGUGACACGAUUGUGUAGGGGAGCUGAAGAAAUCUAAGAUGAGACCUUAGGAAGUAGACAGUCUUAAGGGCCAAGGGUUGAGACUUGAUUUAGAAAGCUACAGAAAGCUGCUAAAAGUUGUAAAUGGAGUGAUGAACACCUAUGCCUGUUCAUUUUUUAGGUUGAAAGUUUUCAAAUGUCAGUUCCUCCUGGAAGUCAUCAUGAGGACAUAUGCAGAGCUAAAUGUUUUCUCAGCAGCAUUGAGUUCUCAAGGGUGCAUGUUCCAAGUCAAGAACUCAGUAUGGGAAGCACCUACUCUCCUCAGAUGAGUCUUAUGGAUCAUACUAGAAGUUUAGUUGGAGCUGUUAAGGGCUGGUGGGUGCACUGGGUGUUGGGGCAAUAACUGGUUCUGGAAAAGGUUCUUUGUGAAAGGGACACUGCCUUUGGACCUCAAGGGAAGAAUGAUGUGGAAGACUAGGAAAGAAAACAAGAAGACAGGAAGGGAAGCCAGCAAAUGUAGGCAGCUGAGCAACAUCAUAUUGGAUUCAUUCAGAGUGGAAGAAGCUGAGAGCUUUCCUUAAGGAGGACCUUGCAGGCAAAAAGGAGUCAGCAAGUGGAGCUGGGGAGAGGGUUCCAGCAGGCCUUGUGCAUUUGGAAGUCAGAGCCACUGAGAUACUUGUGAAGUGGGGAGCAUGGCUGAGUCUUACAAGGGAGGAAGCAUAGGUAUGGAAGGUCAUCUGGCGGAAGACUGAUAGGGGGCUACAGCCAUGCUUGUAGGAGCUAAAAGGAACGAAAUCGGUAAAUGCCGUUGUGAUAGGGGAUCCAGAGUACUCUAAAAACAGAAAAAUGGCAAAAAGGAGAGAGAAAGUCAAAGAAAGGUGAGUCACCUUCAUUGGUGCUGAAGGGUAUUGGAGAUGAUGACUCAGAAGUAAAAAGACUCACAUGAUAAGGGCGAGGACUUUGUUGAUGUGUCUUUAUCUGCAGAGCUUGUCAUGAGGCCUGGCUCAAGGUGGACAGUCAGCUGGCCACUGUGUGUUAUUUUGGAUGCCAUGGGAAAUGCAGGGUGGGCAGGACUUCCUGGAGAAGGACUCAAAAGAGAGGGAUCUUGAAGUGGGCAUCUUCUUUCCCCUCCCUGUUCAUGUCACCCCAUUAUUCUUCAUCCCUUCCUGAACACCACACACACUGGAAGCUUUGGCUUUAGCAUUCUUAAAACAAAUGUGACUAUCCCUUUGCCUUGGUGGCUUUUCUGGACAGGGAGCAGAAGGGGAGAGGUUCUUUGGCCCAGUGAAAACUGACCUUAAUGUUUAGGUAGAUUUUAAGUUUAAAAAGGUUUCAUUUGGUCUGCUUAUCCCCUUGAGGACAUCUGUGUUUCUUCUCCCCUACCUUGCAAUUCAGCAGAACAGGGACAAACGUGACACCAAAGCUCUCCAGUGUCCCUGCCUCUGGAAGCGUUACUGAGAUGGCUGUUCAGAAUCUUAGAUGGAAAUGUAUACACGGCACUGACACACACCUGCCAGAGCAAACCAGAGCUUUCCUCACAUGGGAUUCAGGGUCAGCGUGAGAGGCGGCCAGCAGGCAAGGGAUCCCUGCCAACAACGUUGACAGAGCCCCAUUUCCACACUAAACCAAAGCUUCGCUGCCCCAGAGCGGCGCGCCCCCUUUCCCUUCCUUCCGCUUCGCACAGCCCAAGACACGUUUGACCAGAACUGCAACAUUUCAGACAUAAACCAAACUCAGCCUGGAAAUCCUAAUUAAAAACAUUCCAUUCCCAGGUGGCACGAUUGCAUCCUGCCUAAAACUUCUGGCCCACAUCCCACCACCCAGAUGCUGAAGCAAAAGCUUUCCCCACUUAACACCAAAACCUGCACUCAAUGUUUCUUCAGGGACAAAGAAAAAAAACAGUACACUUACACAGAGGUCAGCCUACAUAUUCAUUAAGGAAAAAGAGCGUGGCUUAUUCAUCUGUCUUUCAAACUUUUGAUUGCUGGCAUUAUGAUUAUGAUUAUGAUUAAUUACCAUGACGGAUCAGGAAUUGGAGGAGAGAAUAAAUGCCGGUGCUCUGAAAUGAUCUGCCCAACUCUGUCAUCUGUAACAACCAGUGAUAACUCUCUUGUCUUGUAAAAAGGGUUUGUACAUAACUUGUACAUGGUUUCAUUUUGUAUUUUUCGCAGAUUAAAAAUUUAUGUAUUUGUGUUCUAAAACAA